Messenger RNA from Acinonyx jubatus (cheetah), 978 nucleotides. RefSeq names its product MIS18 kinetochore protein A (gene MIS18A). The transcript has 6 exons. Lineage: Eukaryota; Metazoa; Chordata; Mammalia; Carnivora; Felidae. The record is from RefSeq and is a predicted model, not a curated record. Bases 63 to 941 code for a protein of 292 amino acids. Gene Ontology annotation, cellular component: chromosome, centromeric region; chromatin; nucleus. Gene Ontology annotation, biological process: chromosome segregation; CENP-A containing chromatin assembly.
GCCCCGCGCAGGCGCUUGGGCGCUUUUCCCGUGGCGCUCCGCGGCGCGGGCGAUUUGGAAGAAUGGCGGGCAGUUGGUCGCCGGGUUGCAAAGGUUGCUCUUCUACUAGCUGUACGUGUGGCGGCGACAAGGGCAAGUGGGGCGACUCCUCCCUGUUAGGCAGGCGGCUCUCGGAGGACUCGGACCGUCACCAGCUGCUGCAGAAGUGGGCCAGCAUUUGGACCUCCUUGAGCGGGGACCCGUCGGUGGCCUGUGCAGAGAGGACGCGGCGCGAGGAGGCUGUGGAGCCGGCCGAGGAGGAGGACAGGCCGCUGGUGUUUCUGUGCUCCGGCUGCCGGCGACCGCUGGGCGACUCCUUGAGCUGGGUGACGAGCCAGGAGGACACCAACUGCAUCUUGUUGCGCUGUGUUUCCUGUAAUGUUUCUGUGGAUAAGGAACAGAUACUGUCCAAACGUAAAAAUGAAAAUGGUUGUGGGAUCUUUGUUAUAACGAGUUGUACCCUGUUUGCUGAAGCACCGGCCUUUCGCUGUUGCAGUGUUCUGGAGACGUUGUACUGCUCUGGGUGCUCGCUCAACCUCGGUCACAUCUACAGAUGCACACCCAAGAGCCUAGAUUACAAGAGAGACUUGUUUUGCCUCAGGGUUGAAGCCAUUGAAAGGCCAGUUUUUCUCUUCCUGCGUAUUGUCUGCACCACAGCAUCCCCUAACCUCAGAGAGCCGGGCACAACAACUUGGACGAUUGCUGUUGAAGUUGCCACAUUGGGUUAUAUUUUAGGGUCCUCGGAAAAGCAAAUCGUGUCAGAAGAUAAAGAACUUUUUAAUCUUGAAAGCAGAGUUGAAAUAGAAAAGUCUCUAAAGCAGAUGGAAGAUGUUUUGAAAGCAUUACAAGCGAAGCUGUGGGAGGUUGAAUCAAAGUUGUCCUUUACCAGCUGCAAAAGCUGAAAUGUCUUCCACGUGCCCCAUUCUGGACUCCCUGCAG